Messenger RNA from Saccostrea echinata, 2580 nucleotides. RefSeq names its product inner centromere protein A-like. The transcript has 4 exons. The coding region runs from base 313 to 2193 and encodes 626 amino acids. Lineage: Eukaryota; Metazoa; Mollusca; Bivalvia; Ostreida; Ostreidae. The record is from RefSeq and is a predicted model, not a curated record. Gene Ontology annotation, biological process: signal transduction.
CAUCAAUAAUCAGAUCAUGGUGGUUUGAUAGCAUCACGGAAAAGAUCGAGAGAUCAAGAGGUCUACAGUUAUGAGAAACAUGCUCAUCCUACACACGUAAGGAAAAAAAACCCUGAAGCACAGAACAGGACCAGAGAGAGAGAGAAUAUACUUUCUAUAACAUCACAUCUGGUUCCUGUUGGAGGAUUUUAAACAGAAGGAUGUGCUAUAACAGACCAACCACUGAAUUUACAAGUGCCAAGCCAGGAUAAACUGGCAUAUAUAUAUAUAGUGUCAUCUAACCCCACAAAAAGUGUUUUGAAGUGACCAGAAAUGGCGGAACUUAAGGUGAGAGUGGAUGGAGUUUCGAGAGUGGUUUGUGGUGUCACGGACACCACUAGUUGUCAGGAUGUGGUGAUAGCACUGGCCCAUGCCAUGGGAAGGACAGGUCGGUUUACCUUGAUCGAAAAAUGGAGGGAUAGUGAACGGCCUCUUCUUCCAACAGACUGCCCUUUACAAGUUCUCCACAAGUGGGGAGAAUAUGCAAAUGAAGUUCAGCUUUUGUUGCACCAGUCUGACAAGAAAGAUCAAGUUUCUCAACAGCAGCAACAUCUGAACAAAAUAGAUCCUGCUCCUGUUCUAGCAAAGGAAAAGGAUUCUGGGAUCAGAAGAGUUUUGACAUUCAGCGGUGCUCAUAAUUCUGAAGUGUCAAACCGUCCUCUAUAUAAAACUCCUAAACAACGGCAGUACAUGGGCAGAAUUAGCGAGGAUCAACAUUCUAGAUUAACCAAUGAGAUUACAAAUUCUCAGCAGGGUCAAAGGUCAAGGGAAGAUGUGCAUUACAAACCCGAUAAACAGAACUUUCAUCCUGCUUUUCGAGACAAAGAGAAUGUACUAGUGAAUGGUGGAAAUGUAAAUUUUCAGGAUGUCAAGAAAGGCUUGAGGCCUGGACAAAAUGGAAUAGUUCAUAGGUAUCCCAGCCCUCCAACUGAACAAGUGCAAUCACAACCCCAUGUUGUUCCUAAUAACAGAAUUGACCAUAGAAAUCCAAAACGGAUGGAAGCAAGGGUGAAUCCUAUUCAGAGAAAUUCACCCAGGACUACGCAUAGUGUGGACCAAUCAGCUACAAGUGCAUUAUUUCCCCCUCAUUCAAAACCUAGACAUAGUGAGGAGAAUGUUUCUAGAGGAGAUCAGGUGAACCAUCCCAGACAGCCUUCUCCUCACAUAGACAAUGUUAGAGCUUCCGCCUUCCAGCGUGUUGUUCCCAACAGACAAACUUCACCUUAUCGAUCAAAAGAACCAGAGGUCGUUCCAGAUCAAAAUGGUGAGGCGGAGGAAUAUGAUUUAGAUAGCAACUUCCCUAGUCUUCCUAGAGAUAGGGUGAUGCUGGAGGAGUACCGAAUGCCUGGUGAUGGUCACCAUGACAACAGUCUCAUCGCAACAGAUCAAAAAGAGAGGGUGAAGCUUCAGAGACUGGUGAGCAUGCAACAGGAGAGGUUAAAGAUGCAGGAAUCCCAGAUCUCCAUCAUAGACACAGAGCUUAGUUCCCUCGAGGCAAAACAGAAAGAAGAAUCAGAAGAAAUUGAGAAAAUCACCAGCAAAAUUAAAGAACUAGAGGAUGUUACCAGAAAGUACGAAGUGGAAAUCAGUGAACUAGACUCUACAUCUUGGGUGGAUAUUAUAGAAGCAGAAAAACAAAAAGAGAAGAAAAUUCAUCUGGAGAUUAAGACGUGUAAGGACAAAAUCAGCACAGAAACAACAGAGCUCAAUAAACUCAAUGAUAGACUUCCUCAGGUUCAGACAGACAUUGAUAAUGAGAAAGCAGAAAUGGAACAAGAGGCAAAACGGAGAAAAGAGGAGGAAGAAAAAAUGGUGGAAGAAAUAAAAUCGAUGAAAGAAAAGUUGGAUGUGGAGAACAAGAAAAUAGAUACUGAUAACACAGAGCUAGAAACAGUGGAAAACGAGCUUAGGGACCUACAGAACAAGCUAGAUCAACAAAAGGAGGAAGUUACUUCCCUUGAGAAACAACUAAAAGACGUGAACCUUAGAGAUUUUCAAUUUUCUCCUGGUCCAAAAAGGAAGAACAAGUCUGUAGAAUCAGGUGAAGCUGUUUUGAAGAUCCUUGAAGGAAGGAUGUCCCCCAUCAAAGGACUCAGUGGAAAGAUCACGCCAGUCUUAUCUGUGGCUAAAGAUCCAGAUGGGGUGUGGGUAUAAGAAACCAGAAAGUGACCAUUUUUACACCUAUAAAACCAUUGACAGUUCAUUUCAAGUCCUACGAUGUUUGAUUUCGUAAAACUGUAACGCUUUGUGGUCAAAACUUGGUAUGGAAGAUUCUUGUAUACAUGUAUGUACACACACUUGUAUGCUUGUGUGAGACAUGUUUCUGCAAUUGUGGUACAUGUAUUGAAGAGCAUAUACAUGAAGUGUUAAAAUUCCAUUUCUUUCGAUACCAGUAAGAGGUUAUCUUGCCUUUUCUACUUGAUUUUUUUUUCUCUAUAAAUAUUUGUUCAUUAUGAGAGGACAUUUUUUGUUGGAUAUGACAUUUUCUUAUUUUGAGCAGAACUGAAUCGGCCUUUCUAUAUACAGGAUGUAAAUUUUCCA